UUUUGUUGUUGUUUAAUUUCAGUGUCGAACUUCAGGCCUCACUGGUUUUGCAGAACAGCAAAGGCGCUCUUUUCACUUUAUAAAGUGUCAAGAUGAUGUUUUUUUUUUUCCGGACGAACCAUUAACCAUGCGAAUUCCAUCUAUGUUUAGGAACAAAAUAGGUCUGAAAGUCCGGAAAACUUCACCAUGAGUCAUUGUAGGUGGUACCAGGGAUGGGAUACAGCCAUUUCUAUGUGUUCCCUGUCAGUCACAGUUCACUUUACCUGACCUCUGUCUCUGCUGCAUGGAUUUUCCUUCCAAAUCAGAUUUUUGUAUGGAAUUGAUACAUCAGGCAGAUUGAUUUAAGCACGGUUUUUAUUUUUGGCUGUCUCUGAAUGGUCUCCAUUCGUGCUUGAAAGAAGGAAAAUAGAGAUGAGACAAGUGGUUGAUGCAUAACAGGGGAUCAGCUGAGUCUUUACCGUGUCCACAGUGGCAAGGUGACUGCAUUUAGAUACGGCGUAGAAGGGUAAUUAGGAUUUCAGCUCCAUGACGGGGCUAGGUUUGGUUUUCACCUUGAUUGAAAUGUAGCUAAAUAUUUAAUCUGUUGAGGUGGCAACGGGAGAAGCUCAGGCCCACUCUGAGGCUGCUCGUAGAUCUCCUCCCGUUCUCCAUGGAGUGGCCGAUAUGUGUCACGAAGAUGUCCACACGGAGCUGCCAGGGAACGGACUCGGUCAUCAAGCCCCUGGACACCAUCCCUGAGGACAGGAAGGCGCGGGUGCAGCGAACCCAGAGCGGCUUCGACACCUUCGAGAAGCCGGCCAGCCAGGUCAAGAGGGUCCACUCGGAAAACAAUGCCUGCAUCACCUCCAGGGCGGCGCCGUCGAGCAAGGAGUCUCCCAAGCUCCGUCGCCACUCGAACCCCCGCUCGCCAACAAGCCCCAAGUUUGGCAAGGCGGACUCCUAUGAAAAGCUGGAGAAGCUGGGUGAGGGCUCAUACGCCACCGUCUUCAAAGGGAAGAGCAAGGUGAAUGGCAAGAUGGUUGCACUGAAAGUGAUCCGGCUACAGGAGGAAGAAGGCACCCCGUUCACCGCCAUAAGGGAAGCUUCCCUUCUGAAAGGCCUGAAACACACUAACAUUGUACUGCUCCAUGACAUCAUCCACACCAAGGAAACGCUGACUCUGGUCUUCGAGUACGUGCACACAGACCUGUGUCAGUACAUGGAAAAACACCCUGGUGGUCUGCAUCCGGAUAAUGUGAAGCUCUUCCUGUUCCAGCUGCUGCGUGGUCUGUCCUACAUCCACCAGCGCUACAUCCUGCACCGUGACCUCAAGCCCCAGAACCUGCUGAUCAGCGACACUGGCGAGCUGAAGCUGGCCGACUUCGGGCUCGCCCGUGCCAAGUCGGUCCCCAGCCACACGUACUCCAAUGAGGUGGUGACACUCUGGUACAGACCACCGGACGUCCUGUUGGGUUCCACCGACUACUCGACCUGCCUGGACAUGUGGGGUGUGGGAUGCAUCUUCGUCGAAAUGAUCCAGGGGGUGGCCGCCUUUCCCGGCAUGAAGGAUAUCCAGGACCAGCUGGAGCGGAUCUUCCUGGUCCUGGGCACGCCCUCUGAAGACACCUGGCCAGGGGUCCACUCUUUGCCUCACUUCAAACCAGAACGUUUUACUGUGUACAGCCCCAAAAAGCUGAGACAUGCGUGGAACAAGCUCGGCCACACGGACCAUGCCGAGGACCUCGCCUCACGGCUGCUCCAGUGCUUCCCCAAGAGCCGCCUCUCGGCGCAGGCAGCGCUCAGCCACGAGUACUUCGGGAGUCUUCCUCCGCGGCUCUGGGAGCUUCCUGACAUGUCUUCUACCUUCACCGUCCCCAAUGUCAGACUGCAGCCCGAGGACAGCGGGCGAGCAAGCGGGAAAGCUGCAAGUCACGCCAAGGCCUCCGGCAAGAACUGAGGGCAGCAGAUUCAAAAGUGGUGAACACUUCAACUGUCUGUGGACCAGCAAUGAUCACAAUGACAAGAAGGGGAAUGAGCUGCAGUGGGGAUUUUUGUUUCAUUAUUCCGUCAUUCUUCAGUUCAGAUCAGCCUUGCGGGCAAAGCGACAAGCCCGGUCCCCUGAGGAAAUGCUCGAUGUGCGUCUUACACCGUGUGAGCACCUGUUGACGUGCCGCCCUCAACAACGUCCGCUGCAUCUAACGUGCCGACCAUGCGAUUGUGUCUUCUAAUUCCUUCUUUGGAAAAACCCACAAAUAUAAAAACUGUAAGGCUUCUGAUUCCGCUCAUGUCUUCUCACACAGAUGAAGUGAAACUUUUGAUCCAUAAAAGAAAAUUCAAGGCAAUAAUCAUGUUGACACUCAAGAUAUAUAUCUUGAGUGUUUGACCAGGUAAGGGAGUUCAGCAAUUCAGGCCAAGGCCAAAGCAGAUUAUCUGAUGAUUGCCUUCAGUACUGAAGGGCUUCAUUCUUCAGCUACAUAGUUGUAUUACUGACAUACACACACACAAACUUGUAUAUAUUUACUGAGGCAAUAUAGAUAGACACAUUGAUGCUACUGUGGAUUUAAUAGACAAAUCCAUCAUUAGGCAAAGACGCAACACUUCUAGGCUGGGCUGUGCAUGAAGUCAAAUACACCAUAAUUGACGUCCUUUUUAGGACAAAUAUUUCUAGUGACCAUUCAGCCGUUAAACUUUCUGAAUGCUUCCCUCAAAUAUGUAUAGGAAUUUCUUCAAUACUGAGACCCAAGGGAAAAAGCAAUGCAUGAAAAUAAAUCAAUAUUUAUAUAUUACUGUUACAAUGACUAUUACACCUGGUUGUAUUACAGCCGGGUGUCAGGGCGUUCCUUAAUGCUGUGGAGUAACAGAAACCAGUUGUUUGUUUUCAAGUUUGACUGCUGUACAUCUGUUUGAUGGUGGCAUACUGCAUACUCAUCUUCUGUACAUAUUUUUUUUAUGUUAGACUUUUUCCUCUAACCCCCUUACAAACUGGUUUGUACAUAAAGCAGCGAAACAGCCAUCAGUUAUUCCGAAGUUAUUUCUUAUCCUUGCUACACUAAUUUAAUGCAAUCUUGGUACUGCUUAUAUUACAGAUGCUGGUUGUAAUACAUCAAGUUAACGGUCUGCUUUGGCUCUAUAGCCUUCUGAUCAACGUUCUAGUCUCAAGUUAUCACCUUGCACUCAGAUGUCUAUAGUGUUGAUGUAAUCAUUGCAAAAACUGUAUUUUAAUUAGUCCAAUAUUUUACAAAACUGAAUUACAGAAGUACUUGAAGCCUCUUAUUUUAAUUUGAUUGUCAAUCUAUACUAUAAUUUGUUGAGUGAAAGUGAGGCCAUUGAUAGAUUGAUGGUUAUAUGUGUACGUGAGCAUGUUUAUUUGAAGUAUAUUUCAUGUCGUCUUUUUUAUGGGAGCUGGAUUUGUUCCAUAACUAAAUUGCUUUUAAUUUAAAAAUACCUACACGGAUGGCUAAGAGUAACUGCCUGUGAUGUGAUGCAUUGUUUCCUGCAUUACUGGGGUUCUUCUCAUUCUUGGCAUUUCUGAGAUUUCUGAGAUAAUUUGACAUCCCGAAUGUGACGUCCGUAACAUACAUAUAUUUAUUUGUUGUGUAACUUUUGUUAUGAACUGUUAAGACUAGGCCAGUGUAUGUAGUAAUAAUAAUAAUAAUAAUAAUAAUGCUUAAACCCAGGCAAUUUGGACCAUUGGUGUCCCUCAGGGUUAGUAAAAUAGAAGGUGAUAUAUAUAUGUAUAUAUAUAUAUAUAUAUUCACACACAAACAUAUAUACAGUUAUAUAUAUACUGUAUAUAUAUGUGUGUGUGUGUAUUUUACACGUGUCCCUGCUGUGCUGAGGCCAGAGUCUGCAUUUUGAAAGGCUCGCUUGCUGUCUCCCUGCCGCUGAGAAGCAGCCCGGAUCCCGAGUUUAAACCGUGUCACAUUCUACAUGCUGUGGCUCAGUGCAGUAGUGGCUGCUUAUCUCUCUUUGUUAUGACCUGGAUGUAAUGUCACUACGGGAAAUAUAAUGUCCCCUGUAAACUGUUACCGUUACCUAAAAUAAAACAUCAAUACCUCC
Molecule: messenger RNA, 4038 nt
Organism: Paramormyrops kingsleyae
Lineage: Eukaryota; Metazoa; Chordata; Actinopteri; Osteoglossiformes; Mormyridae
Source: RefSeq, a predicted model, not a curated record